This is a messenger RNA of Aspergillus nidulans FGSC A4, 246 nucleotides long. RefSeq lists its product as uncharacterized. Lineage: Eukaryota; Fungi; Ascomycota; Eurotiomycetes; Eurotiales; Aspergillaceae. Bases 1 to 246 code for a protein of 81 amino acids. The transcript is spliced from 2 exons. The record is from RefSeq and is a predicted model, not a curated record.
AUGCGUGCCCUUGCGGCGCCAGGCACAAUCGCGCACAUGCACGAGCAGCUCAAGCCCGAAAUGUCUGAAGGAAUAUGGCUCACCCACCUCCCCGGCGGACAGAUCCCACCGCUCCGGCUCGUGGUCGCGGGCGACGCAGUUUACGGUGACGUGCACCAAUAUUUUGGCGAAGCGACCACGGUCGAGAAGCGGAAGGAAUGGCUGCGUGUCCUGGAUAGAUCGAGGCCCUGGAACCGUAUACCGUGA